UAAUGCUGUUUGCAGUAAGCAGGCUGAUUUAAUUUCUUUUGAGAAGAUGAUAUGUGGGGAUUAUAUGAAGCUACUUGAUCUGGAUAGCGAUACUGAUGAAAGAAGGUAUAGAGCUGCAAUAGAGAUGCCUCUUUCACCCACUUUGCCUGAAAUUGAGUCUGCUAGCCUCAAACUAUGUGUACAGGAUGACUCUCAUUUUCUGAUAGAGGGAACUUUGAAGAGUUUUGAGACUGAAAGAAGUAAUUCCUUGCCAUUCCAUACCUUUGAUGUCAUCGAGUUGGAGAUUAGUUCCAACACUGUGAAACAGAAAGCCCCAUUUGCAGGAACUGUCAUUGAAUGAUAAUCCAGUCUUAAGUCAUUCAUCUGAAGAAGUAAGAAUUCAUGGUACAAUUGUAACAGAUGGUGAUUUCAAGCACCAUGAUAUGCUGUGUAAUAUUGAACAUAAUCCUUCCUUCCUUGAAAAUGAUAGUAACAUGGAUGUUGAACCAACAUAUAAUGGCAGUAAAUCUGGCGACUCAGUGCAGAAGGCUAGUGAUGCGCUGCCUAUCAUGGGGCUAAAGGACCAUCGGGAGUUCAAGCACCUUGUUCAUGGCCAACUAGGUCCUAAUACCAUUUCUGAUUCAAAGGUAUCUGAGGAAGCAGUGUCAGGAGGGUCUGACAAAUCAUUGCUCUCAGGAAGCACAAGCUGUAGCUUUCCAAAAUUCACAUUGCAUUCCGAGCAAUUAUGUGAGAAUUGUUAUAUGCAUAAUUCUAUUCCAAAGAUACAUAAUUUAUCAAGGGAACUAGUGAAUGUACCAAAUGGAACCCAUGGAUUGACUCAUGCCACAGUUACAACUUCCACAGAAAUUCAUAUUGAAGGCAAAGGAGAAAAACAUGAUGGUGCAAUUGUUUCUCAAAGUGGUGAAAUGCUUGAUAAAAGUUUUGAAGCUGAGAAAUCUGAGCAACAUGGUAAUUUACUGGUCUCAGAAUGUGCUACAAAGACGGAAGCUUCUGAAUCAAUGCCUAUGUCCACCAUCAGGAAGAUCCGUGAUCUAUGUGCAGAGAGUGAUGGACUUGAACUGGAGAAAAUUCCCAAGUAUUUUGUUGUGUUCUCAAAUAUGGAUGAUUGCAGCAAAACAAGGAUAUCACAAUAUAGCAAGACCGUUAUAUCUCAAGGCUGCAUGGACACCCAAGUGCUUCGUGCUAUAGCUAUGGAUCCUGAACUUUUACCUAAAGAGAAGGCUGCUGUUUUCUUUUCAUUAUUAUUGUGCAAUAUUUCUGGUACACUGUCGGCAAAUUCAAGAUGCACCAGGAGUGGAGAAUUUCUACUACCUUCUGGUUCUUUUGCAGAAGAGAUUAAUAAAGGUUUCACCUAACUUCUCAUUUCAUGUUUUUUGAAUGUUGGAAACUUCUAUUACUUUUAUAGCAUGAGUUCAUCGAAUAUCAUGGUGAUUUGUUUCAACUAGAUCAUUACAAAUGCUUGUCCCGAAUAAGUAUUUUACAAUUUUUUCAGUGUCGAGCUGCAUUGUGUUCCAUGUCUCUUCCUGCAGUAUAACAGCUUUUCAUGCAUCUUCUGUAUCAAUUGCAUAUUUUUGUCCUGUAACUUCUUUUUUGGUGGUGUUUUUGUCCUAUAACUGGAACAUUAUUAUUUAAGAAAUGAGCCAUCUGUAACUUGUCAUUUUUUUUCUAUCUUUAUUGUUUACUUUAUGCUAUCCAACAGAAGAACAAGGUCUUGUCCUAACUUUUAGUCGCAUGAAAUGCUCUGUAUAUCAAAAGUGAAAUUAGGUCAACUAUUCAAAGUGAUCAACAAAUGGAGCAUCUAGUAAAGGAUCUAUGAACAUCUAAUGAAGGUCAUUAUACAAGUUCAUUGUACAACGUGCCAUUCCUUUUUAGUGUAUAUGUGUCUGAUUCUUUGGACAAUUGUAGAACUUAAAUUUAUUUAAGAAAUUCACAGUAUGAAAAUGGUGCAAGGGCUUGGUUAACUAGAAACCUAUUGCAGCAUUAUGAGGGCUGGGCAUCCAUUAACCGAGGUGCAAUUAAUUGUCGUAAAAAAAUAAUUGUCGAAAAAGGCAAGAGGAAAAUUAGAACUGUUCCUUGUAG
Messenger RNA from Phoenix dactylifera (date palm), 2079 nucleotides. Lineage: Eukaryota; Viridiplantae; Streptophyta; Magnoliopsida; Arecales; Arecaceae. The record is from RefSeq and is a predicted model, not a curated record.